This is a messenger RNA of Bombus impatiens (common eastern bumble bee), 1432 nucleotides long. Its product is annotated as odorant receptor 4-like. Gene Ontology annotation, biological process: sensory perception of smell; detection of chemical stimulus involved in sensory perception of smell. The transcript has 5 exons. NCBI's taxonomy places the organism in Eukaryota, Metazoa, Arthropoda, Insecta, Hymenoptera, Apidae. Gene Ontology annotation, molecular function: olfactory receptor activity; odorant binding. Gene Ontology annotation, cellular component: plasma membrane. Bases 41 to 1270 code for a protein of 409 amino acids. The record is from RefSeq and is a predicted model, not a curated record.
UUGAGUAAUUCAGUCAACAAACAACCUGCGCGAAGUAAUCAUGGUGGACGUGUCCAGCGAACCACCGAUAUCCAACGCUUUUUACGCUCAUGAUUACGAAUACAGCAUCCAAGUAAAUCGUUGGCUAAUGCAACCAAUAGGAGCAUGGCCAAAGCUUACUAAGACAAACAGAACGCAAAGAUUAUUCGCAAAAUUGUUGAACUUUAUCUGCCACUCGUUGAUCAUUUUCACAAUCGUACCUUGUAUAUUGCACAUCGUGUAUGAAGCUGAAAGCUCGAGGAUGAAAAUGAAGAUCAUUGGUCCAGUGAGUCAUUGGCUGAUGGGAGAAUUGAAUUACUGUUGUCUUUUGUCGAAAACCGACGACAUAAUCCGUUGCAUAAAACACGUGGAACGCGACUGGCAGGUCGUUGAAAAUGCCAGCAGUCGUGAAAUGAUGCUGAAGUACGCGAAGGUCGGACGUUUCAUCGCUUUCAUAGCUGCAUUCUGUAUGCACAGUGGCGUUCUGGCCUUCAGCAUAACUAAAGGCUUUAAGAAGAUGAUGUUUCUCGUUGGGAAUGACAGUUAUUUCAUGUAUCCGUUACCCUGUCCGGUUUAUACGAAUUUGUUGGACGCUAGAUUUAGUCCGGCGAAUGAGAUCGUGUUUGUCCUGCAAAUCCUUUCUGGCUUCAUCGUGACGUCUGUCACGGUGGGAGCUUGUGGUUUGGCAGCUGUUCUAACGAUGCAUGCAAGUGGUCAAUUGAAUAUGGUGGUGGCCAGGUUGGAUAAUUUGGUGGAUACGAAAGUCGAGGAGAAACAGGAAGCACAGACGGUCGCUCAGAGGAAGCUUGGUAUUAUUGUUGAACAUCACCUGCGAACAUUAAGUCUCAUAGCCUCGAUAGAAAAAGUUAUGAACAUGAUAUGUCUCGUUGAGUUGGUGGGAUGUACGAUAAACAUGUGCAUAAUCAAAUAUUCUUUUCUCACGGAAAAAUCGAAAGAUAUGAGAAUCGUAUAUGCUAUCGUGUAUGCAUCCAUGGUGUUUAACAUAUUCAUAUUCUGUUACAUCGGAGAAAUAGUUAUUGAACAGGGCGAAAGAGUUGGGAAGAAAGUUUAUAUGACUGAAUGGUACCGAUUACCUCACAAAACUGCUCUCGGUUUAGUGCUGGUUAUUUCAAGAUCGAGUAUGGUGGUCAAAAUUACUGCUGGAAAAUUCAUACAAAUAUCUAUCACGACCUUUGGCGUCGUGUUUAAAACUUCUUUCGCGUACCUCAACAUGAUCCGCACGAUGUUAUAAAGCAUUUGCAUACCGCAUCAAAAAGCAGGAGAAUAAUCGUUCGUUGUUAUUUUCAAUGUGAUACCGCAAUGUAUUAUAUCGCAUGAGUAACAUGUUGACUGUCACGAGUGACUUUUCAAUGAAAUAUUAUCAUCACUGAUGAUCGACAAGGCCAGAAAUAAA